AUGGGGCAUCAUGAUCAUGGGCCUGGCUUCGUCGAUACCAAGUACAAUCUACAGAAAGAGGAAAAAGAACCGCAGUUGGAGUUUUUCAACUAUCAUGAAUUUCUCAUACCCAAUCAAGACUCGUCACAGGCGGCGUUAGUCAUUAACCACUUUCCCAAUUUCUUCGCCGACAAGUCAUCAAGCACAUUCCACAAGACGAGGAUUGCUCGAAUACCAAGGUGCUAUGACACGGUUACUUUUUCUGAUUUGAUACCACAGUUUUCUACAAUAUACCCUGGUCAGGAAGAAGGUGCCAUCAAAACAAACGGGGCGGGGAAUGUUGCAACUGGGUUUUAUGAUGGUGGGAAAUUUGGAACCACGUCCGAGGUGGUUGGACUCGAAAGUGUACUACCAAAGGAAGAUCUACUACUGAUUAUUACCCAGGUCAAUAGUAUAUUGUAUGAUGCAUUUUACCCAUUCUGUGUCAUCAUAUUGAUAGAGAAUGUCUUGGACAUUGUAACCGGUGGUUUAUUCAUUCAAUUAUUGAACUUUUUCAGUGCUCAUACCCACACAAAGAGAAAAGUUUUGGAAUUGGAACGAUUUGUUGAGGAUGUUAAUAGCAAGUGGCGAUCAAGAGACCUUGAAAUAAUAUCGCCUAGAAAAACGGGAUACCUCUCCAUUUGUAUAGUCUAUGUACCAAAUGAAGAGUAG
Lodderomyces theae is the source of this 690-nucleotide messenger RNA. RefSeq lists its product as uncharacterized. Gene Ontology annotation, cellular component: extrinsic component of endoplasmic reticulum membrane; endoplasmic reticulum palmitoyltransferase complex. Gene Ontology annotation, biological process: peptidyl-L-cysteine S-palmitoylation; protein targeting to membrane. NCBI's taxonomy places the organism in Eukaryota, Fungi, Ascomycota, Pichiomycetes, Serinales, Debaryomycetaceae. Bases 1 to 690 code for a protein of 229 amino acids. The transcript has a single exon. The record is from RefSeq and is a predicted model, not a curated record.